AUGCCCACGCUGCCAGUCUGUGUCACGGCAGACAAGGCAGAGGGAAGCACGCACUUUAGAAUCUCGAGAGAGCCUGCCGUGGUUCGACGUCUAGGCAGGUACGAGAAGCAGCUGGCAAACCGGAGGACGCAGACCAGUCUGCACAUCACCCAGGCAGGCACUCAGGGAACCAGGGAUAUGGCUUCUGGCAUCAUAUUUGCUCUUCCCUUUCUUCCGACUCGCGCGAUCUCCGGUUCUUCCCUGGUCGAGCGGCUGGGAAGAGGACGGGACGUCAAGUGA
Molecule: messenger RNA, 279 nt
Organism: Colletotrichum tamarilloi
Lineage: Eukaryota; Fungi; Ascomycota; Sordariomycetes; Glomerellales; Glomerellaceae
Exons: 2
Coding region: 1-279 (92 amino acids)
Source: RefSeq, a predicted model, not a curated record